AUGGCGACAUCUAGUAUGACAACGACGGUACUCGAGCAACAUGAUAUCGAGUUAUCCCCUCGCGCUCACAGGCCUGACCCACUCCGUCUAUCCCUGGCCCUCAAAUCUCCCGCCGAAAUCGCCGAGUUGGCCACCUCACCGACGUCUGCUACCAAGCCGCACUCACGCAUCCCGUUUUCUGCGCGGCGUCGCUCAUCCACCGAGAAACGCGACGUUAAGGGCCUACAAUCCUUCUACGAGAGCCAGAAUGCGCACAUCCAGCGGAUGCUCAAGAGCGUCGACGAGCACCGACGCGAGGCGAAGGAUUCGGCCGACGACACGCGGCUCAGAUUUUUAAUCGCCGUUCAUGGAUCCUUGGCGGCGAAUCUGGUCCUUGCUGUUUUGCAGCUCUACGCAGCCAUCUCGUCUGGAUCUUUGUCCUUGUUUGCCACUGCGGCCGACUCCAUUUUCGAUCCUCUCUCGAACGUGAUGUUGAUACUUUCUCACCGCGCCGUCAACCGCGUCGACUCCUCCCGCUUCCCGUCGGGCAAGGCGAGACUUGAGACUGCUGGGAACAUCGCCUUCGCUUUCCUCAUGAUCGCCGUAUCCUUGAUCCUCAUCGUUGUUAGCGCUAGCGAUCUCGCGAAGGCGGAUCACGGCGAGACAAAGUCGUUCAGUCUUCCAUCCGUCAUCGCAGUCGGAGUCGCGCUGGCAACAAAGCUCGUGCUGUUUUUCUAUUGCUACUCCCUGAGACAUAAGUACUCGCAGGUGAUGAUCCUGUGGAAGGACCACCGCAACGACCUUCCCGUCAACUCCUUCGGGCUUCUCACCUCCAUUGCCGGCAGCAAAUUGGCCUGGUGGGUCGACUCCUUCGGCGCCAUUGUCAUCGGCCUCGUCAUCCUCGGAGCAUGGUCGAAGACGGUGUACCACGAGUCACUGCUCCUGAUCGGCGUUGCUGCGCCCCAGGAGCUGCGAGGAUUGAUUACGUAUGUCUCGAUGACGCACGACGAGAGGAUCACGCACAUCGACACCGUCCGCGCGUACCAUGCGGGCCCCAGGAUCAUCGUCGAGGUCGACAUCGUCCUGCCCGAGACCAUGUCGCUAAAGGAUACCCACGACAUUGCCGAGAGCUUGCAGAUCAAGCUGGAGGGACUGCCGGAUGUCGAGAGGGCCUAUGUUCACGUCGAUUACGAGUGGAUCCAUGCCCCUGAGCAUUCGCUCAAGAAGGAGUUGUAG
Messenger RNA from Tricharina praecox, 1215 nucleotides. RefSeq lists its product as uncharacterized. The record is from RefSeq and is a predicted model, not a curated record. NCBI's taxonomy places the organism in Eukaryota, Fungi, Ascomycota, Pezizomycetes, Pezizales, Pyronemataceae. Gene Ontology annotation, molecular function: monoatomic cation transmembrane transporter activity. Gene Ontology annotation, biological process: monoatomic cation transport; transmembrane transport. The transcript is spliced from 2 exons. Bases 1 to 1215 code for a protein of 404 amino acids. Gene Ontology annotation, cellular component: membrane.